UGGUUGUGUGUCAAAACAUAUGAUGAGGAUUUAGGUGAUACGAGAGUUUUUGUGGAAACCUGUAAAGUUAGUUUCUCCAAGAUUGAUGAAGAGUAGUUAAUGUGAUAUCCGUGCUAAAAUUUGUGGAAUUUAAGGAACCUUGCCCCAUCGAAAAUCAUCGAUGGUCUGACCUGGAUCGAACGGAGAUAAUCACUCGCUGGCUGGCUGGUCUGGCAGGUACAAUCGCGGAGCCCGGCGUGGCGCCAGCUCGCCGAAAUUGGAAAUGCUUGUACCGGGCGAAGAACGAGUUCUGGAAAAAAGAACAAACUCGUGUUUCAUUCCGAACAACCGUUGAUAAAUCUUAAAAUUCACGACCUAUAUGUAUCAUCCAUACACACAAACGAAUCCAGAUAAUCGAGCAUUAGAAAAAAAAUUUCACGCGGUUAACGAAUAACAAUUUCUGAAAUCGUAAUUCUAUAUUAAAAAAUGUCAGAGAUCCACGCACCGCCACCUCCCGCGCCACCCCCGCCAACGGAAGCUGCAAAUAAUCCGGAAACAGCUCCUUCGUCUUCGUCUUCACCUCCCUCGCAACCAAAUCUACCGCAGGGGCCACCUAUUCAGCCGAAUAAUAAUUUUAACGGUAUCGCCGCCGUGGGGGCGGAUAAUAAUCACGGAAUAGCGGGCGCAAUCGGACCACUAAAUAACAACAACAUGAAUAGAACGAGGAAUAACAAUAAUCAGAACCCGAUUUUCAAUGUACGGGACAGACUUUUUCACGCGUUAUUCAUUAAGGCCGCACUGGCUUACGCGAGGGCAUUUCCGAGACCUAUAAGGAGGUUCAUUGAAUUCAUUGUACUGCUGAAGGCGAUCAUGUCCUUCUUCGUGCUCGCUUACAUCCACAUAGUUUUUUCGCGGGCGCCAACAAACUGCUUGGGACACAUAAGAGACGAUUGGCCGCGGGACGGUAUUUUGAGGGUGGAGAUCCUCAGGAGCGGUGCCGAGGAUUACAGCAUAGAAAAGAGCUAUGCGAAGGAGGAAAAAUUGAGGCAGGAGAAUGUCGAUGACCUCGCAAGCGUUCUGGGGAUAUUGGCCAGGGACGGAUUUUUAAACAUCGAGCCGUCCGCUGUCGACGAGGGCGAAAGCCCCGCAGAAACUGAGAACGACGGUGGAAACGAAGCGCAGAAUUUCACGCGUACCGAAGAGAACCUCGAUAUCGCCAGUUCCGCAGUUUCCGAGGAACUUCACUGGCCAAAUCUUAGCACAACGAACGCGACGAUGAGUCCGUCACUUUCUACGAAACUUUGGGAAGGGCCGACCACCGAUAUGCUGGAGCAGCACACCGAAACGGUCGAAGAAUCUACGAUAUCACCGACGCACUCCUACGAAAAUUCUACCGAUCACGAACAAUCGGAGCAGGGGGCUAACGGUGGCGACCGCAUUAUCCAACCAUUGAAGGGACAAGUUUCCGAGGUGGAGAAGAUCGUCAGAGCAGUAUUUCCAGAGGACGAAUACAUCGUGGAAUACUCGUUGGAAUACGGAUUCCUGAGAUUAUCGCCAGCGGCACGACAGCGGCUCAACAUACCUGUGAAAAUCGUCACCCUGGAUCCGGCGAACGAAAAAUGUUUCGGUGACACUUUCUCGCGACUCAUUCUCGACGAGUUCUUGGGGUACGACGAUCUGCUGAUGACCAGCAUCAAGACCCUCGCCGAACACGAGGACAACAAAGGUUACUUGAGAAACGUGGUUACCGGUGAACAUUACCGUUUCGUGAGCAUGUGGAUGACCCGAACUUCAUACCUUGCGGCAUUCUUCAUCAUGUGGGUCUUCACCAUCUCGAUAUCCAUGUUGCUGCGAUACUCUCAUCACCAGAUCUUCGUCUUCAUAGUCGAUCUUCUGCAGAUGCUCGAAUUCAACGUGGCGGUAUCCUUUCCCGCCGCUCCGCUGUUCACGGUCAUUCUGGCACUUGUCGGUAUGGAAGCUAUAAUGUCGGAGUUCUUCAACGACACCACGACCGCCUUCUACAUAAUACUGAUCGUAUGGAUAGCCGACCAGUACGACGCGAUCUGCUGUCACACGACGGUCACUAAACGGCAUUGGCUCAGGUUUUUCUACCUCUACCAUUUCUCAUUUUACGCUUAUCACUAUCGAUUCAACGGGCAAUACAGUAGCCUGGCUCUGAUAACGUCGUGGCUUUUCAUUCAGCAUUCUAUGAUGUACUUUUUCCACCACUACGAGCUACCCGUGAUUCUUCAGCAGGCUCAACUGCAACAGUUGCUUCUUAGGAAUCACGGGCAGCCCGCGGCGCAACCCCCGACUCCCAGUACGGCGCCCACGACACCCGGUCCUUCGCCGACGUCGAGUCCUUCGCCCAGCCCUACCCCUGGAGGUACGACGGGUACGGGUACGACGGGCGCAACGAGCACCUCGGCAGAGGCGGAUCACCGGCAAACGCAGAGCAACUACGUCUCGGAGUUGUCGCAGCUGGACUCGAGACCUCCCACAGGAGCCGAUCAAGAAACACCUCCCAGACAGAGAGCUACGCCGGAGGAAGCGGCAACGAUCGAUGACAUCUCAUCGAAUCGCGGUGCAGAUGCGUCGGUAGUUGCAACGUCGUUAGAAAACGAUGGAAGUGGCGAACCCGCAAUUUCGAAGUCUCGUACUUCCGCAAGUGCGUCGGUUGUCGCUUCGAACGGAAUAUCUUCGGGUGCAUCCGGUGACGCCUCGACGUCCGAAGAAUUUGAGGUAAUCGAGGCGUCGUCAUCCUGCCCAUCAUCGGAGUCGAUUCAAAAGUCCGACGACGGUUCAGCCAACGUGUCGGGUGCGAACGAAGAAAGAAAAGCCGAAUCGGACGACUCCGGAACGUUAGAAGAAAAAGACUCAUCUCCACAUCAGGUCUGAGUUAUCGAUAAACCGUGAGUUCCUCUACUCCAUUUAUGACCACAUCUCCCCUCACCCCUGCCCUUGUAGCACGCGACUUUUUUUUUUUUUUUUUUUUUGUUUUUCGUCAAUUCUUGAGACUAAAAUCCAAAUUAUUUCUCUACACAGUUUUCAAGUCAUUCGGGAUUAAUUUAUUAAAUAAAUCCGAUCGAUUACUCUCUCUGCACCAGCUAAUACGUACCUAUAUAACACACCUACGGAUAUAUCACAUACCCACAAAGAAUGCAUAGGUGAUACCAUGUGAAACCAAUUACAAUUGCAUAAAACUCCUGCAGUUUAAAUACCGCAAGCGAACAAAAAAAAUAAAUAAAUAAUCAAACGGAAAAUAAACUCACUCAAUCAACCGAUAACAAUAAUUGAAAAAUAAUGUAUACUUAUAAUAAUAAUAAUGAUAGCAACAAUAAUAAUAUUAAUAAUGAUAGGUUAUUAAAUUAAUAAUGAUAAUGAUAAUGAUAACAAUGAAGAUAUGAUGAUAAUAAUAAUGGCUAAUGUCAAUAUUGAUGUAAAGUUUGAAAUAUCGAUGAUGAUUAAUGCAACAGAAUCAAUAAUAAUAAUAAUAAUAAUAAUAACGAUAAUCAAUAUUAAUGCAUAAUGAUGAUAGUAAUAACGAUAAUAGAUAGAUACCUGUACACAUCGACGGUCGAAUAUUAUACCGAUAACUGUUUGUAUAUAAUAAAUAAGUUACGUUGUUAAGCUUGAUUUCGAAUAUUAAUAUCGAUGAAGAUGUGUAUAUAAAUAUAUUUAUAUUGCAUACGUAUUAUUGUGAAAUGUAAUGACGGUAAUGGACGACGAUAUAAGAGUUACGUAAUUUCAAACGCGCUAGAUAAAAACUAAUUAUACGAAUGCGCAGACAAAUGGAACGGACUAACGUAAGCAAGCUAUAUCUUAUUUACGCGCUAUAUAUAUAUAAUAUAUAAUGUAUAAAAUAUUCUGACCAUUAUAAUUAUCAUGAUACACAUUACAUACAAUUACAGCAAUAGAAAAAUAAUGAUGCAGAUCAAAGCAUGUUGUACGCGAUAUAUACGUUACAAUGUGUUACAUAGAUAAUAUUUGUGAUAUAUGUUCACCAUUUAGAUAACGCCGAGGGUAACGCAUGAUAAUGAGCAGCAAGUGGAAAUGAGAAAAAAGUUGAGUUUCGAAAAAAGAGUAAUAAAAAAAUGAAACGAGAAAAAGAAAAAAAAAUCAGAUUUACGGGGGAGGUAGCAGAUAUAUCAUACAUACAUUUGUUAGCAUAAAAUUGUAGGUGAAAUCUUUAGAUAUUUUUUUUUUCCUUCCUCUCCGGUGGGACAAUCUGUCGUGGUGUUCUUUACGUUUUAACUGUCUCACGACGUGAUUCAAUCGUUUCUAUAAGAGAAUCUUUGAAUACGCUGAUAUUACCUUUACUAUCGUGCACGUGCAAGGCAGCGAUUUGAUUAAAUAUAUGUGUACGUGUGUAUUUGUUUUCUGACGUACGUAUACCACGCGCACGUGUGUAAAAUUUCUUAGGUGUAAAUUCAUAGUCAGAAAUUUCGUCGAUUGUAGGUAUACUUAUUGUUAGUAGUACACUUUAUGUAUUAAUGAAUAUUGUAUAUUUAUUGCUUAUUGUUGCCUCGUAGACGAUGAUUCACGUCAUUGUCAAUGUUAUGUUAUUGUUAAUAUUACUUUUAUCGUCAUUAUUUUAUUAAUAUUAUUACAAUUUUUCUACAGCCAUCGAUAUCAUUGAAUUUUGUUAUUAUAAUUAUUAUUUUCAUCACUGCGACGAUGAUGAUUGUUGGUAUAAUUAUUGACAUUAUCCAUCAAUUAGUAUUCGAUGACUACGAUGGUACGAGUAUCACAGCAAACAUAUUAUCAAAGGUUCCAAAAAAAUAUCCGCAGCUUUCAAAUGGAUCAUUGUUGAAAGGAAUUUUUGCUUUGUGAAAACUAG
Messenger RNA from Athalia rosae (coleseed sawfly), 4819 nucleotides. RefSeq names its product membralin. NCBI's taxonomy places the organism in Eukaryota, Metazoa, Arthropoda, Insecta, Hymenoptera, Athaliidae. Gene Ontology annotation, cellular component: endoplasmic reticulum. The transcript has 13 exons. Gene Ontology annotation, biological process: positive regulation of ERAD pathway; response to endoplasmic reticulum stress. The record is from RefSeq and is a predicted model, not a curated record. Bases 466 to 2877 code for a protein of 803 amino acids.